Molecule: messenger RNA, 1141 nt
Organism: Closterium sp. NIES-67
Lineage: Eukaryota; Viridiplantae; Streptophyta; Zygnematophyceae; Desmidiales; Closteriaceae
Source: the annotation of a GenBank genome assembly
AUCAAUUGCCUUCCCAAUUUCUCGCAACCCCUCCUCUGUCGAGCCUUGAUUGAACGAAUUUCUCGACCACCUCAUUUCGGUUUCGAUAAUCUUGUGGAACCCAAUCUUCGUAUCGCUCACGGUUCAUCUCCAGUAUGCGGAGUGCUAGCAUGUCUAUCUCGAGGUGGAGCGUGUUGGGCAUUGUCGUCCUCCUCCUGCUUUCAGGCGCCUUGGCGAAGGGGAAUGGAAAUGGCGGCGGGAAAGGGAACGGCAACGGGAAAGUUAACAAGGGCGGCGGCGGCAAGGGAGCAGGGAAGGGCAGGGGGGGCAAACUCAGCGGUCUCUUGGGCGGUCGAGGCAACAUCCUCGGCUCUGUGCAGGCGAGGCUGCGAGGAAAGCUGGCGGUGGACGAUUCGGGCGUCGUCGUGGGUGCUGCCAACGCGACGGGCACGCUGGUUCUAGUUUCACUCAGCAACGGAACCAUCACCUUCGCGGCGCGUCUUCAGCUGGCGAAGCUCGAGCUCCCGUCUUCCAUCUCCAUCAACCGCGCCGCAAAGGGCGCUACAGGCGACGUCGUCAUCGACCUCUCGUCUGACGCCACGUGGCGAAACGUCACUGAUAAGCUUGGCCGAGGCGGACGUGUCGGGCCGAGAAAGGCCGGACUUGGGUUUGGUUUGGCUCGGGCCGAACCGAACCCGUACGUGUAUGCGUUUACAGGGUCGUGGCAAGACGCGACGGCAUUGACAACCACUGACGGAUCGACUUAUAAAGAGGUGUUUGAUGCUAUCAGUGCCACACCUGCAGCGUACUAUGCAACAGUUGAGACUGAUACUUUUAUCUACGGUGCUGCACGUGGGCAAUUCGCAAAGCCGAACCGUGGCUUGGGCAUAUGGAAAAGGGCUGGCAACUGAGGAGUGCGGUGCGGGCGUGCAUGGAGUGGUAGGUUUUGGCAGUCAGCGCCUCUUCAAAUGUUCCAUAUACGUAGUCAAAGAAUCGUGAGUGGACAUUCAACAGCGCCUUGGGAUUCGAAUUUGAGGGUCAAUGACUCAAUGCUGCUGGGGACGCUAGGUUACCACCGUUUCAAAUGUUUAUCCCUUGAAUACAUGUGGUGAAUGUGCACCUCACCUUGGCUUUAGGGCUAGUGUGCAACACUAAUAUCAUU